CAAUAUACUAGGCGUAAUCAUUAGUUGUUCAGUGCCAUUAUAUAGUUUUGGUUCUGUUUCCUGGAAGAUUAGUGCACUGAAAGAUGAUACCCUACUGUAAUCCAAACCCGAACAUGCUGUCAUUUCACUAGCUGCAUAGAAUGAAUAAUUCAGGAGGUUGGACGAGUUAACCGACUACUAGAGACAUCCGCAUCUGGGUUUAAUGCUGAGGUUCCACCUCAUCGUGACUCACAGGAAGGGAGCCACGUGUUUGAAAGCUAAUUUAACCUUUGUAUCCGCAUUUAAGGAAACUAGUCAUCCUACAGAUGUUUAUAAGUCAUGACUGGAAAACAGUAAUUGACAUAUGUGCCGCCAGAGCCCGGUAUUGAACAUGCCUCAGCCCAGAGUCAAGCUGGUGGUGACUGGAGAUGAUUUUGGGUACUGCGCCAGGAGGAACCGGGGCAUCGCCGAGGCUUUCCUGACGGGUGGCAUCUCCAACGCAUCUUUACUGGUGAAUGGAGCUUCUGCAGAACAUGCGGCCCAACUAGCCAAAAGACAUUGCAUUCCCAUAGGACUCCAUGCAAACCUGUCUGAAGGUGCUCCAGUCUGUCAGGAGCUGAGGCGGUCCACACUCCUUAAUAAAGAUGGCUUCUUUCAUGGCAAGAUGGGCUUUCGUGAAGUUCUGCGAAGUGGAAAAAUGAGCAUGACUGAUGUGGAGGUGGAGCUUAGGGCCCAGGUUAAACAUUUUUGUGAGCUCACUGGUCACCUGCCAUAUCACAUGGAUGGGCAUCAGCAUGUGCAUGUGCUGCCAGAAGUGCGAGAAGUGUUCGCUCGGGUUCUUUCUAAUUUUGGCAUCCAUUACACACGGGUCCCAGUGGAACCUGGUCUGCACUCCUGUCAUUUCCUACCUCCAAACCUCAAAGAAUUCUACUUGCAGGUUGAGAAAGAUGCACUCCAGUCUGUGGAAGUCUUCCACCGCCAUGGUAUCAGAUGGCCAGAUAUUUACAUGGGCCUCAGCACGAUGGGUCAAAACAUGUCCUUCUCCAACCUCAAAAGAGUCCUGAAAUUUGCUCUAGAGGAAAGGACAUCUAUAGGUGCCCUGGCUGACAGCCAUUGUGCGCCUGAGUCAUAUCGACCAAUCACAGCAGAGCUGAUGGUACACCCUGGAUACCCGAGUUUUCCUCUGCACGGCGGGUGCGGUGAAGGACCAGAUGACUUCUCACAGUCGUCUGAUCGUCUGCAUGAGCUUAACACACUCAAAGACCCGGUGCUGCUUAGUUACUAUCAGAAGCAGGGAAUCCUGCUCUGUGCGUUUAACGACUUCUGAAUAUUAAGAACCGCUUAACUGGGUCCUCAGGUGCUGCAAGUCUCAACGGGAUUUCUAAAAGACAAUGCCUGACUUCACUAAUAAGGUUUUCAUACUGUUCUCUUGGGAUAUAUUAAUUAAGCAGCUGCGAGAUUGUUUUUCGGAUCACUGGAACAUUUGAGAUCUUACCAACUGACCUAUCAAACCAUACACUUUACACUGUGACACUGAGAUUUGGGUUCAUGCUUCCAAUGCCCAUUAUUAGUGUUUUAGGUGCUUGCCUUAUUUGAAGAACCAGUGCAGAACACAACAAAACAUGGGCUGCAUUCUCAAAUCUUACAGUUAACUGGAAAACAUUUUACUUUAUUUUAACCAAAAGCAGACGUUUUAAAAUGUCUGAACUGUGCAAUAGGGUUGCAAUAUGAUGUUUUAGUUUUGACUGAGCAUGUAACGGUGAUUAUAUCUUUUAAAAUAAUAUAUAUUGUGUAUAUUUUUAUUACAUAUAUUGUAAGAAGUGUAGGAUAUUUUUAUGCCAUUACUUGAAUUAAAACCAUAACCAUAUUAUUCCAA
This is a messenger RNA of Tachysurus vachellii, 1855 nucleotides long. RefSeq names its product YdjC chitooligosaccharide deacetylase homolog (gene ydjc). Gene Ontology annotation, molecular function: deacetylase activity. The coding region runs from base 344 to 1306 and encodes 320 amino acids. The transcript has 5 exons. The record is from RefSeq and is a predicted model, not a curated record. Gene Ontology annotation, biological process: carbohydrate metabolic process. Lineage: Eukaryota; Metazoa; Chordata; Actinopteri; Siluriformes; Bagridae.